This is a messenger RNA of Dictyostelium discoideum AX4, 6333 nucleotides long. Its product is annotated as centrosomal protein 248 kDa. The transcript has 2 exons. Bases 1 to 6333 code for a protein of 2110 amino acids. The record is from RefSeq and is a predicted model, not a curated record. NCBI's taxonomy places the organism in Eukaryota, Evosea, Eumycetozoa, Dictyosteliales, Dictyosteliaceae.
AUGGCAUCAGCAGAAGAGAAAAUUUAUUUAUUAGAAGAGAUUUCUAAAGAAAAGGAAUUACAUCAAAAAACCAUUGAUUUUUUUAAUGCAGAGAGAGAGAAAAACUCUCAACUUAUUGAAACGGUGAAACAGAUGAUGAAAGAGAAAGAAGAUUCAAAAAAACAUGUAGAGGAUAUGCAAAAGGGUAUAAUACAAACUCAAAAGAAAUUAGUAGAAGAACGUAAACAAAAUGGUAUUUUAGCAUCUCGAGUAUCAAUUUUAGAGGAAGAGAAAUCUAGAAUAGAAGAUUCUCAAGAAUCAAAUACAAAUCGAUUAAAUGAAACAUUAUUAAAAUUAAAAGAAAAUGAAGAUAUUGUAAAUUUAAUAAAAAAGCAACAACACCAACAACAACAAAAUUCACCAUCAAUGACAUCAUCAUCAUCAUCACCAAUUAUAAAUGGUAUUAAUGGUUCAUUACAUAGCGAUAAUAAUAAUAAUAGUAAUAGUAAUGGGAAUGGGAAUGGUAUAAUAGGGGAAGGGGAAGAAGAGGAGGAUGAUAUAAACAAUAGGAAUAUUAAAGAUAAUGAUUCAAUGUUAGUUAAAAUAUUAACAUUGGAACAAAAAUUAAAAGAAUCCAAUUCAUUAUUGGAUGAUUUUAAAUUAAUUGAAAAUGAAUUAAAGAUUGAAAAUGAUUUAUUAAAAAAUAAAAUUCAACAAUUAGAACAAGGCAAUGAUGAUGAUAAUAAUAAUAAUAAUAAUAAUAAUAAUGAUGAUAAUAAUAAUAUAAAUAGUAAUAAUAGUAAUAAUAAUAAAAAUAAUAGUUUAAUUAAAGAUUUAGAAGAAGAAAUUGAAAUAUUAAAAUUAAAAUUAGAUAAAGAAAAAAUCGAUGUUGAAAUUGCAAAUGAAACAAUUUUAGAAUUAAAUAAAAAAUUAAAUAAUGAUAAUAAUAAUAAUAUUGAAUCAUCUUCAUCAUCAUCAACAAUUACUACAACUACAACAACUACAAAUAUAACUAGCGAAUAUCAAAUUUUACUUGAGAAUAAUAAAAAAUUAGAAAAUGAAAUUAAAAAUUUAACAGAAAAAGAAUUAAAACAAAAUCAAAGUAAUUUUGAAACAAUAAUGGAAUUAAAUCAAAGUAAAACCAAAUUAAUAGAGGAAUUAAAAGAAGAGAAAUCCAAAUCAAUAGAAUACAAAACAAAGAAUGAAAGAUUAGAAAAACAAUUAAAUUAUACAAAACAACAUUUCGAAGAAGAAUUAAAUAAUAAACAAAAUAAAAUUGAUUUAUUAGAAAAAGAUAAUUUAGAAUUAAAAUCAUUAAAUAUUGAUAAUAAUAAUAAUAAUAAUAAUAAUAAAGAAAAUGAAAAAUUAGAUGAAAAUAAUAAUAAUUUUGAAAUUGAAUAUAAUAAACAAUUAAUUCAAAUUAAACAAUUAGAAGAACAUUUAGAAAAAGAAAGAAAUUAUACUAUUGAAUUGGUUGAGUCGAAUGAAUUAUUAAAAAAAAAAAAAACUUUAAUUAAACAAAAACUUCAAGAAUUACAAAUCAUUCAUAAUGAAAGUAUUUCAAAGAAUCAAGAACAAAUCGAUCAAUUAUCAAAUGAAAUUGAAGUAUUAAAUUCACAAUUAUUUGAAUCUGAACAAAUCAUAAAGGAACAAAAUACUCAAAUUGAGGAAUUGGAAUCUUUAACUUCAGACUUUAAAGAAUUUGAAAAAUUAUAUCAACAAAUUAAAUCUGAAAAUGAACAAUUAAAACAAGAGCAACAACAAAAUAAUAAUAAUAAUAGUAAUAAUGAACAACAACAAAUUAAUAAAAUUAAAGAACUAGAAGAAAUUAAUAAUAAAUUCAAUCAACAAAUUAAUGAAUUGAAAUUAAUUGAAAAAGAGAAUUUAAAGAAAUUGGAUGAAACAAUUCAAGAAUUAAAGAAACAAGAAGUUGAUAAUACAAAGAAAUCAAAUCAAAUCAAUCAAUUAUCAUCAAGUUAUCAAGAGUUGUUAACAAAUUAUAAUGAACUUUGUGAGAAUUAUAAUCAAUAUGAACAAAAGGAAAUUGAAAUUAAAGGUGAACUUGAAAAACUUGAAAAUGAAUAUCAACAAUCGAAACUAGAAAAUAAAGAAACCAUAAAUAAAUAUCAAUUACAAUUGGAAGAAUAUCAACAAUCAUUCAAUCAAACUGAUGAAAUUAUGAAUCUAUAUCAAUCAUUAGAUCAACAAUAUAAAGAAUCAAUGAAUGAUUUACAAUUAAAACAAUCAACAAUUAAUCAACUAUUAGAACAAAUUAAACAAUUAAAUCAACAAUUGAAACAAAAAGAACAAGAAUUAAUUGAUAAACAAAUUAAUACUACUACUACUACCACUACCACUAAUAAUAAUAAUAAUAAUAAUGAAGAAUUAGAUAUGGUUAAUGAAUUAUUAGAAUUAUCGAAACAAGAGAAUCAACAAUUUUCAAAUGAAAUUCAAUUAUUAAUUAAAGAGAAUGAUGAAAAGAUUGAGAAAAUUAAUGAUUUACAACAUCAAAUUAAAGAAUUACAAUUACAAAUCACUCAAUUACAACAAUUACAACAACAACAAGCCACUGCAUUAAGUAAUGCAACCUCUUCUUCUAUAACUGGUAGUCCAAUUAAAAGAAAAACUCAUCAUAGAGAGAAUUCAUCAUCUUCUUCAUUGGAUAUGAUCAUUCAAAAUAUAACUGAUAAUAAUUUAUCUUUAAAUUCUGAUGGUAGUGGUAUAAUUUCAAAUGGUGAAUCUAAACAAAAACAACAACAAACUCAACAAACUCAACAACAACAACAACAACAAACUCAACAACAAUCAAUUUAUUCAAGUCCAAAUGAAAAUGAUAUUUCAUAUGAAGAAUUAAAGAAAAGGUAUGAAAGAAAAUUAAAAGAGAUUGCAGAUAUGAGAAAAUUACAAUUUGAAUAUGUUACAGUGAUGAAUUCAAAUCAAAGUUUAAUUGAUGAUAGAGAUAGACAAGAGAUUGUUAUUAAAGAUUAUGAAUCUAUUUUAGAGAAUUUCCAACAGAUUAAAAGAGAUCUUUGUAUUGCUAAAGAUGUUUUGGUUCAAUUAUACGAUAUUUCACCACACUAUAAGCAAAUGUUAAAUGAAAUUGGUAUUAGUAAAGAUUCAUUAUCUAUCAAUUCAGAUUAUGAUCCAGAUCAAAGAUUAUCAUCAUUAAAAAAGAAACAAGUUCAUUUCAAUCAAAAUGUAAUCUAUUCAAAUGAUGGUAUUCAUACUAAAACUUUAUCUUUAAAUGAUGAACAAUAUCAAUUCAUUAAAGAUAAUAUUUCUUCACCAAUUCAACCUGAUUAUAAUAUAAAUAGUAAUCAAUUAUUUGAAAAUUCAAAAUCUGAUAAUUCAACAACAACAACAAAUAAUACUAAUACUAAUAAUAAUAAUAAAAAUACAACAUCAACAACAACUACAACUACAACUACAGCAAACAAUUCAAUUAACAAUAAUAAUAACCAAGAAGAUGAAGAUGAAGAUGAAGAAGAAGAAGAAGAAGAAGAAGAUGAAGAAUUUUGUGAUGAAUUUGGUGAAUUAGAUGAUGAAGUGAUAAUUAAUUCAAGUGAAUCAGAAGAUGAUCAUGGUGAAGAAAGUAUUGAUAAUUCUGAUAAUGAUAGUGUUCAAUAUCACCCUGAUGAAGAUGAUGAAGAAAAAGAUAAUAUUAGAAAUUCAAUCAUUGAAUUAGAUGAUGAAAUUAUAUUAAAUGAUGAUAAUAAUACUAAUACUAAUAAUAGUUCAAAUACAAAUGAAGAUGAUAAUGAUUCAAUUAUAUUACAUAGUGGUGAUGAUCAAGAUUCAAUAAUAUUAAAUUCAAGUGAAUCAGAACAAGAAGAGGAAGAGGAAGAAGAAGAAAAAGAAGAAUUUAUUACAAAAGAAGAAUUUGAAAUUUAUCAACAAGAAUUUGAACAAGACUUUAAAUUACAAUUUGAUCAACAAAGACAAGAAUUUGAAAUUGAAUUGGAGAGACAAAGACAAGAUUUUGAAAAAGAAUUGGAGAAUCAAAAAUUAAUAAUUGAAAAAGAAUUUGAAAUUGAAUUUGAAAAAGAGAGAAAUCAAUUACGAUCAAAUUUAUCAAAUGAAAAGAAAGAUUUAGAAUCAUUAGAAAAGGAAUUAAAAUUGAAAUUUGAGAAACAAUUUGAAAAAGAGAUUGAAAAAGAGAUUGAGAAAUAUAAUCAACAAAUUAAAACUCAAUAUCAGAUGGAAUUCGAACAACAUCAAUUACAAUUAUCUAUUGAACAACAACAACAAUAUAGUGAACAACAACAACAAUUUGAACAGUUACUUGAAACUUAUCGUCAAGAAAUUAGUAAUCUUGAACAAUUGAAUAGUCAAUCACAAUCACAAUCAAAUCUAUACAAUGAUCAAUUGAUUGAAUUGAAACAAUCAAAUUCUCAUCUAUCACAAUUCAUUCAUACUAUUAAUAAUGAUAUUCAUUCACUACUAAAUUCUUUAUUAUCUUCAAAUAUUAUUAAUACUAAAAAUACUGAUUUCGUUCAAAUGAAAUUAAAUCAAUUAUUAAAAGAACAAAAAAUUAAUGAUAAUGAUAAUGAUGAAAAUCAAGAUGAAAAUCAAGAUGAUAAUAAUGAUGAUAGUAAUGAAAAUAUUUUAAAUUUACAAAAGAAUUUAACAUGGUUAGAGACAAUAAUUAAUGAAUUAAUUGUUGAAGAAAAGAGUAGAGUUAAAGUUAAAGAGAUUAAAGAGGUUGUACAAAUAAAGAAUCAAGAGUUGGAUAUACUUGGUAUUGAGAAUAAGAGUUUAUUCGAUGAUUUAACUAGAUCUCGUGAUCAGUAUACUGAAAAGAUGAAACAAGUCAAUGAAUAUUUAGAUAUCGUUGAAAAGGAUAGAGAAUAUCAAGAUCGUUAUCUAAAGGAAGAUAUUCAAUCCAUACUAGUAGAGGUUGAUAAACAAUUGGAUAAAGUUGAAAAACAUCAACAAUAUUUAAUGGAUUUAAUUAAAGAGAAACAAAAUUAUAUUGAUUUAGAGAAACAAAGGACUGAAUCAUUACUUUCAAAUAUUAAACAAGAAUAUGAUAAUCUUUAUCAAUCAAAUGAAGAUCAUAAACAUCAAUUAGAAUUAAUUCAAUUUGAAAAUUUAGAUUUAAUUAAUAAAUUAAAUAAAAUUAAUUUAAAUAUUGACCAACAACAACAACAUCAAAAUGUUGUUUUAAUUGAUGAACAACAUCAAAAUCAACAACAAUAUGAUCAAAAUCAACAACAACAACAACAACAUCAACAAGAAUUAACAAUGCUAAAUUUACAAAAUUCAAUUACACAAAUUACAAAUGAAAAAGAAUAUUUACAAAAACAAUUAUUACAAUUACAACAACAAUUAUCAAAUAAUAAUAAUAACAGUAAUAAUAACAGUAAUAAUAUCAAUAAUAAUAAUAGUAAUAGUAAUAAUGUAAAUAUUUCACCACCUCCAUCACCACCAAAAUUAAUAUCAAAUCCACCAUCUUCAAAGAGAAAGAAACAAUCUUUUACACCAAAUGGAAGAUAUUCUUCAGGUACUUCAAAUACAACAACUGUUAAUAGUGGUUAUAGUAGAUAUACAAAUGAUGAAUUAUUUGAUAAUCAUGAUGAUGAAUUUGAGCCACGAUUAUUUUAUAAUUCAAAUAAUAAUAAUAAUACUACUACUACUACUAGUACUACUACCUCUUCAAAUACUAAAAAACAACAACAAAAACAACAAAAUACAUCAUCUGCAUCAAAGAAAAGAGUAUUAUUAAGAAGUAAAGAUGGAGAGAAAGAUGACGAUGAUCAUGAUGAUGAUGAAAUUGAUAAAAUAUUAAAAGAAAAUGAAAAAGAUUUAAAUGAAAUUGAAAACUUUUUAAAGAAAACAACACCAAUUAAACCAACUACAGUUUUAUUACCACCAUACCAACAACAACAACAACAACAACAGCAACAACCAAUAGCAUUUAAUACUAAUAGAUUAACACCAGUAAGAUUAAAUGAUAAUUAUAAUACCUAUUACCAAUAUCCUUCUUCAACUUCAAGUAUUAGAUAUCAAAGUUAUUAUAAUAAUAAUCAACAAUCAAUACCAUUUUCAUCAUCAGAUUAUUUACAUCAACAACAACAACAACAACAACAACACCAAUAUACUACAACAAGAUCAAGAUCGGCAAAUUCAACACCAAUUAGAUCUUCACCAUUUUAUUUUAAUAAUAAUAAUAAUAAUAAUAGUAGUAGUAGUAAUGAACCAUUUUCCUCAAAUAAUUUAUUACAGCAAAUUGAACAACUUCAGAAUCAAAGAUUGGAUGCUGAUCAAAAGAUACAGGAUUUAAUGAUGAAGUCUUAUAAUAAUUAUAUUGAUGUUUUAAAAUCAAAAAUCGAUAAAAAUAAUAAUAAUAAAUAA